Messenger RNA from Laccaria bicolor S238N-H82, 1488 nucleotides. RefSeq lists its product as uncharacterized. The coding region runs from base 1 to 1488 and encodes 495 amino acids. NCBI's taxonomy places the organism in Eukaryota, Fungi, Basidiomycota, Agaricomycetes, Agaricales, Hydnangiaceae. Gene Ontology annotation, molecular function: protein binding. The transcript has a single exon. The record is from RefSeq and is a predicted model, not a curated record.
AUGGAACGACCUACUUCCAUGAAUGACCUUCCUCCUGAGCUUUUGGGAGAGAUUUUCUAUCAGUGCACUACACACAGCCCCGACGCCCCUCUCCUUCUCUCACGAGUAUCACGUAAUUUUCACCAGGUUGUCUACUCCACUCCAGGGAUUUGGUACCAUCUUCACCUUCCCAUCACCGAAACAACGGGCGUCGCAUGUGACCGAAAAGUGGAAUUGUGGUUUUCGGUGGGAGGGCUGUGCAUGGUAGAUAUUACUCUGGAUGUGCGCAGAGUGUCGUUUGACGAUGGACGAGCGCAAUCUACAUCCCCUUCGAAAGAGUUGCUGGCGGCGGAACUUUCAGUUUCUGGUGUCCUCCGUCGGCGCGUUGAUCGACUAAGGUCAUUGAAGCUCCAAGCAUCCUCUGAAAUGGAUGCCCAAUCGUUUCUCGACGCGAUCUUUACCCUGCCCCUUGAUACAGACGCGGUAGUCGCUCUCACCUCUCUCACCUUACAAAUUUCUCCAGACGCACGGUUGGCCCCCAUUGUCAACCGAGGUUCAUCCUUGCCGGCGCAACCACAUUUCCCAUUUCUACCCAAACUCACGGACCUCAUCCUCAUCAACCAUGGCAUCGCCCCUCUAGCAACAACACACUUAAUUAACCUCCAGACACUGUCCAUUACCCUCCCCAUCCGUUUCCCCUCACUCCCUCUCCACAUUAUCCUCCAUAUUUUACGUUCCACCACGUCCCUAGUACAGUUUAACCUCGAAGCUCGGGUGGUCGACGCUCCACCACCUCAUAGCGAUCACGCGACCGGCGAUGUCGAACACAAUAACACUCUCAUCUACCUCCCCCACCUUACCGGACUUUCUCUUCGCACAAACUCCGUUUCAUAUAUACUUCCUCACCUCCUUCUUCCCAACCUUACGUCCCUCCGUAUCGACGACCUCGACGGAAGGCGUAUCGGAAGCGCUGAAUCAGUUGAAAACCUGCUCCGUAAACUUUUAGUCAGGAUGGACCUUCCCUGUCCGGACCGUGUGGGUAGCGGUGGUCUGAAGACGCUGGAACUCGUAAACGUACCUAUUCUUCGCGGAGCUGGUGAGACGGAAGGAGUGUGGGAUUGGUGUUUUCGACGCAUGAAGUCCCUCGUUGGCCUUACGGUCAGCAACAUCGACGCUUCACCGGUGCUGGAUAUCCUUGCGUCCCGCAACGAAGAAGGAGAGGCUAUUUGUCCCCAGCUGGCGAACUUGAGCAUCACGUCGUCAACCCCUCCCCUGGAAAUCGAGAUGUUCCGGACUCAGCGGCCAGAUAUCGACCUGAAGUUUCACGUUAUUGCGGAUCCGUUUGGGGGCGGAGAUUUUGAUUUUAUUUCCCACUACGAAAACCCCACCCCCGCUGGCGCGCCUUCUUCGCCUCCAUCGGCCCUCCCGUUUCGCGGCUCAUUCCCCUACAUUUCGGUACAUUCUCGUCUUGACAAGGAGAUAACUGAACAGGCGGGUUGCGCAAGGUAG